Molecule: messenger RNA, 1633 nt
Organism: Strigops habroptila (Kakapo)
Lineage: Eukaryota; Metazoa; Chordata; Aves; Psittaciformes; Psittacidae
Gene: SNTG2
Product: syntrophin gamma 2
Exons: 17
Coding region: 1-1614 (537 amino acids)
Cellular component (GO): intracellular anatomical structure; dystrophin-associated glycoprotein complex
Molecular function (GO): structural molecule activity; protein binding
Source: RefSeq, a predicted model, not a curated record
AUGGUCCUGGCCCUUGGGCUCUGUGAUGGGACUAAAACUGGUAUUGCAUUGUUGUAUGAUGAAGUAUCCGAAAAUGCUUAUGACAUCCGACUGAAGCUUACGAAAGAGGUAUUAACAAUUCAAAACCAAGAUGUCGUCUGUGUUAGUGGAAGUGAUCACAGUACAAAUCACAGAACUGUUACACUUCAUAGACAACCAGUUCAUGGCUUGGGCUUAAGCAUAAAGGGUGGUGCUGAGCACAAAGUGCCUGUCGUCAUAUCAAAAAUAUUUAAAGACCAAGCAGCUGACCAAACAGGAAUGUUAUUUAUAGGAGAUGCAAUAAUACAGGUUAAUGGUAUAAAUGUAGAAAGUGCUACCCAUGAAGAAGUGGUACACCUACUGCGAAAUGCUGGCGAUGAAGUUACCAUCACUGUUCAGUACCUCAGGGAAGCUCCAUCAUUUUUAAAGCUCCCAUUAGGUUCCCCUGGACCAUCCAGUGACCACAGCAGUGGAGCUUCAUCACCUCUCUUUGACAGUGGAUUACAUUUAAAUGGAAACUCAACUAACACUGCUCCAUCAUCACCCUCUUCACCCAUAGCUAAUGAACCAAAAUAUGAGAAGCGCUGGCUAGACACCUUGUCAGUUUCUCUGUCAAUGGCCCGAAUCUCGAGGUACAGAGCUGGAACAGAUAAAUUAAGAUCUAAUGCAUUUGAAGUGCUGGCACUCGAUGGAGUUAGUACUGGGAUACUUCAGUUUUAUACAGCCCAGGAGAGUGCUGACUGGCUGAGAGCAAUGUCAACUAACAUCAGUGAUUUGACACUUCAAAAUAUGAAAAUGGCAAAUAAAUGCUGUUCUCCCUCAGACCAGGUCAUACAUAUGGGAUGGGUAAAUGAGAGACUUGAAGGAAUUGAUUCAUCUCAACUCUACAAAUUCAAGUUUCUAGCACUGAAGGGUUCAUCCUUCUAUAUUUUCAGCACUCCACCGGUAAGCACACUAGACUGGGUACGAGCUGAAAAAAUUUAUAACCUCUGUGAGGUUCUAUUUAAAAUUCACAAGAUGAAGAAUCACAUACUGAAACAUGUCUUUCAGCUCUGGCUUGCUGACGAUUGCUGGCUACAAGCAAACUUGUAUUUAGGUAUUCAUCAGGACUUUGAUCUUGAAGACCAGAGGCCGUAUUGUUUCAGUGUUAUGGUUGGACAUGGCAAGAGUCAUUAUUUCAAUGUAGAGCUGGCCAGCGAAUUGGCAGUGUGGGAGAAAUCAUUUCAAAGAGCAAUUUUCUUGGAAGUUCAAAGAACAGGGUCUAAAACAUAUAUGUGCACUUGGCAAGGGGAUAGCCUGUGUUUCACAGUCGACUUUGCUCUGGGAUUUACCUGUUUUGACAGUAAAACAAAGAAUGUACUGUGGAGGUUUAGAUUCUCUCAGCUCAAAGGCUCUUCAGAUGAUGGGAAAACAAGAGUAAAGCUGCUAUUUCAGAAUCUAGACACCAAACAAAUUGAGACAAAGGAACUUGAAUUUCAGGAUCUGACAGCAGUUUUACACUGUAUUCACUCCUUUAUAGCAGCAAAAGUGGCAUCUGUGGAUCCAGUAUUCAUAGACAGUCAGAGUAUUGCAAGAAAAUAUAUGUACACUAACUGAUAUUAGAUUAUAUGUUGUG